Molecule: messenger RNA, 1161 nt
Organism: Acaulospora colombiana
Lineage: Eukaryota; Fungi; Glomeromycota; Glomeromycetes; Diversisporales; Acaulosporaceae
Source: the annotation of a GenBank genome assembly
AUGUCAAUGUUUGACACGGCAACUGCCUUCUCCUAUCAUAGUUCCCCAACCAAUUCUCAAGAUGCCAAAGGUCUAUUUGGUAACUUGAAAAUUCCAUCGUCUUUGCCAACCCAGCUUAUAUCUUCUUCUCUGGUCAUGCUUCCAUUGGGCGGAUACUUUUCGCAAAAAUCAUCACCUCAAGAACCCGAAGGAACUUUGAACCAACAAAAUGUACCUUCUUCCACGUUCAACCUUACUUCACACUCCGCGCCACAACAACCGACUCACAGUAACAAGCGCUCCUCACGAAAGACCGUUCAGCAGCAGCCGCAACAACAACAAAAAAGGCAAUCAUUUUCUUCGGCUAUCGCUUCUACCUUGACAGUCGGAAGCAUGGCUUCCAAGAAACAUUCAUCGGCGAUCGUUGAUGGUGCACACCACCAGCGCAGAAAGAGGUCUUCCAACAAAAUCAAUCGUAAGAAGAUUGAUCAGGCGAUCGCGUUCUCCGCCUACGCUGUGGAGGAGGACCAUCAAGAGAAUCCUGAUUGCGCGCUCGACCUUUACUUCACGGCCUUGGAACAGAUGUUGGAAGCUUUGCCAAUUCAUGCUGAUCAAUCGAGAAGGGAUGCGUUGAAGAAUAAGUUAAAGGAAUUCAUGGAUCGUGCAGGAUUGACCGAAGAAAUGAUGGAAUCUAGCAUAUCAUCAUCCCCAUCACCGGAUUCCAAUCGAGACGCCAAAAAAUGCGAGUGUAAUUCGUCGGCACGGUCACCGCAGUCACAUGACAUAAAAGAUUCGAGAAUAUCUCAGCACAUAAUUAACGCCGCCAUAACGAGCGCUGUGGCGUUAAAGCAAUCACCGAUUCCCGACGCCGUGUCGGCCACUGUCAACUACACCAUGAGAAAGAUCAAGAACAUUGAUGAGGCCUACGGACUACAAGAUAAGGCUUGGGAGAUAUCGAGGACCGGGAUUAAUUUGGCAUUGGAGAUUGAUCAACAGUAUAAUGUACACCAAAAAGUCAGUAAUGUUUUGUUUACGGGCUUGGCCGCAGCGAUGAAGGCGGGUAUCGCGUACAAAGAUUCGCCCUCGUACCGCGAACUGAAAAAAAGAUGUCAAUACCCUACGGCCGUUAGCAGUGAAAAUAGCAUCACCUGUAGUAAAACGGAAGAAUGCAUAACCUGUUGA